UGCAGGGAAAAUCUAAGAAGUGAAGAGGUGAUGAAAUGCUGUGAAUACAAAGUAUGGUACCAACAUGAAGAAGUGGUUUUUCUGACUCCAGAUAAUUGGAUGAACAUGAAACCAUUUAGUACAGAUGCAAGUGAAAGCCGUGCCUUUAGAAAUCUCCAGAUUGGUCAUUCUUCACUGACUGUGCCCAUGUUAGCAACCACUGAACUCAAAUCAUAUGAGUAUCAGGGAUUUGAAGAAAAACUAUCUAACUAUAACAAAUAUGGAAAAAUUUGCACUGACAUCCAGUCCUUUCAGAAGCAUACAAAGACGAAGCCAGGAGAGAAACCAUAUCAAUGUAAGCAAUGUGGAAAAUUCUACUGUGGUUGCACUGAAGGAACUAACAUUGAAAAGAAUACCUUUGUAUCUGUAGAAGAUGUAAAAGCCCUCAGUACAGCAAGCUAUGGUCAAAUUUGUGAAAGAAAUCAUAGUAGGGUGAAUACUUACAUUGCUAUACAAUGUGGAAAGGGUUUUAACUCUCAACAUGAUAUUCAGACACAUGAAAGAGUUAAUACUGGAGAAAAACCUUAUGUAUGUAAACACUGUGGGAAAUCCUUCACUAAUAAGACUUCAUUUGGCAAUCAUGAGAGAACUCACAACAGGGAGAAACCUUAUAUAUGUAAGCACUGUGGGAAAGCUUUCAGCACACACAGUUAUUGUCAAAUACAUGAAAGGGCUCACACUGGGGAUAAACCCUUUUUAUGUAAGCAAUGUGGAAAAGCUUUCAGCACACAUAGUGUUUGUCAAAGACAUGAACAAACUCACACUGAUGAGAGACCAUAUCCAUGUAAACAAUGUGGUAAAACUUUUAGAACACACACUCAUUGUCAAAUACAUGAACGAACUCACACUGGGGAGAAACCCUAUGUAUGUGAUCAUUGUGGAAAAGCUUUCAGUGCACAUGGUAGUUGUCAAAUACAUAAAAGAAUUCACACUGGGCAAAAACCAUAUGUAUGUAAGCAAUGUGGGAAAGCUUUCAGGAUACACAACUGUUUUCGAGCACAUGAAAGGACUCACACUGGUGAGAAACCCUAUGUAUGUAAGCAAUGUGGGAAAGCUUUUGGUACACACAGUCAUUGUCAAAGACAUGAACGAACUCACACUGGUGAGAAACCCUAUGUAUGUAAGCAAUGUGGGAAAGCUUUCAGUACACAUGGUAGUUGUCGAGAACAUGAAAGAACUCACACCGGGGAGAAACCCUAUAUAUGUAAGCAGUGUGGGAAAGCUUUCAGCACACGUGGUAGUUGUCGAGUACAUGAAAGUACUCAUAAUGGAGAGAAACCCUAUGUAUGUAAGCAAUGUGGCAAAGCAUUUAGCACACGCAGUUGUUGUCGAAAACAUGAAAGGACGCACACUGGGGAGAAACCGUAUGUAUGUAAGCAGUGUGGGAAAGCUUUCCGUACCUAUAGUCAUUGUCAAAGACAUGAACAAACUCAUACUGGUUUGAAACCCUUUUCAUGUAAGCAUUGUGGGAAAGCAUUUAGCACACAUGGUAGUUGUCAAAUACAUGAAAGAACUCAUGUUGGGCAUAAACCGUAUAUAUGUAAGCAAUGUGGGAAAGCUUUCAGUGUACAUGGUAGUUACCAAGUACACAAAAGAAUUCACACUGGGAUGAAACCAUAUAUAUGUAAGCAAUGUGGGAAAGCUUUUAGCACACACAGUUAUUGUCAAAUACACGAACGAACACACACUGGAGAGAAACCCUAUACAUGUAAGCAAUGUGGGAAAGCUUUCAGCACACACAGUUGUUGUCGAAAACAUGAAAGAACUCAUACGGGGGAGAAACCCUAUGUAUGUAAACAAUGUGGGAAAGCUUUCAGCAGGCAGAGUCAUUGUCAAAGACAUGAACAAACUCACACUGGGGUAAAACCCUAUUUAUGUAAGCAGUGUGGGAAAGCAUUCAGCACACAUGAUAGUUGUCAAGUACAUGAAAGAACUCACAUUGGGGAGAAACCAUACAUAUGUGAGCAAUGUGGGAAAGGUUUCAGUGCACAUGGUAGUUAUCAAGUACAUAAAAGAAUUCACACUGGAGAGAAACCCUAUGUAUGUAAACAAUGUGGGAAAGCUUUCAGCAGAAACAGUUAUUGUCAGAUACAUGAACGACUUCACAGUGGGGAGAAACCAUAUGCAUGUAAGCAAUGUGGGAAAGCUUUUAGCACAAAUAGUUGUUGUCGAAAACAUGAAAGGACUCACACUGGGGAGAAACCCUAUGUGUGUAAGCAGUGUGGGAAAGCUUUCAGGACACACAUUCUUUGUCAAAGACAUGAGCAAAUUCAUAAUGGGGAGAAGUCCUAUAUAUGUAAGCAAUGUGGAAAAGCUUUCAGGACACACAUUUAUUGUCAAAGACAUGAACGAACUCACACAAAGGAGAAAACAUAUGUAUGUAAGCAAUGUGGGAAACCUUUCAGGACCCAAAGUAGUUGUCAAAAACAUGAAAGGUCUCAUACUGGGGAGAAAUCCUAUGUAUGUAAGCAAUGUGGGAAAGCUUUCAGGACAUACAGUUAUUGUAAGUUACAUGAAAGUAGUCACAAGGUAGAAAAAAAUUUAAGCAAUUUAUAAUAGUUUUUGUUCACUCUAAUAAUAAACAGACAUUAAAAUUUGAAAGUAAGUUAACUGGAAAGAUAAAGUAACUUGCACUGAUGUGAAAGAACCUUCAAUGGAGAGAAGCACUUUCUUGGUAAGCCAUAUAAAAUUCUUUCAGUACACACAAGUAUUGCAUAAGUGAAGAACUCAUAGUGAAGAGAACAUGAACAUUUGUGAUCAGUGUUGAAACUUAUUUCUCUCAAUGCCUUAAAACAAUAAUUCACAUGAGAGGGAAGGCAUAUAUAUGUAAUAAAAGUGGUAAACUCUUUUGUUCUUCCACUUACUUUGAAAUGCUUGGAAGAACCUCUACUAAAGCGAGAGAGCCUAUGUAAAUAAUGUGAGAAAGAAUGUCCUGGUUUCAGUAAUGUCAGGAAAAAUGUACAAAUUCACACAGUGUUAAUACAAUACAGAAUGUGAGAGGAUGUUCACAUGGCUUAAGCAAUCUCAAUGGGAGACUCAUGGCAUUUCAUAAUGAGAGACUCCUCAAUACAUUAUAGUCAUUUUGGGUUAAUUCACAAUACAGACAUGCUGUAUUCUGAGAAAACAUUAAUAUAAGGGAUAUGUACAAGUAUUCAACUGUCCUACAUGUAAGAAUGAGUAUUGGGUUAAAUCCAUGUGCCUAUGCAAAGUUCUUAGUUGUAAGUCAUACUUCAAUAUAUUUGAACACUUCUCACAUGGUUAACACCUAUGCAAGCCAGUCAUGGAAACAAUGUGAAUUCUCCAUGUAAGAUGAAGAGAUAUUCUAAAGUAUAAAUAUAUUAUGUAAAUCACUGGAAUAAAUAUUUUUAAAUUCAAUUUUAAAUAUACAUAGCCUCAAUUUUGUAUUUUUUAAUUUUAAAUUUUUACUACUACGUAUUUGUCAAACAAUGAUCACAUAAGUCAUAAGGAUUUUGGACCUGUACAAAAUAUGUAUUCUUCCCCUUUUCCCAUUCCCCCAUUUGCAACAUUACUCACUCUGUAUUUACAAAAGCUUUAGUUCCAUUUUUCUCUUAUUUAAUCUCAUUUACCUUCCACCUUGCCCCUCCUUUAUUCCCCUUCCAAUUUUAAGAUGGUCUUUCUAAUUCCUGGUAUUCUCCAUUUUCUUCAUUAUUUACACUCUGGGUUUCUCACGCAAAAGAAACAAUGUGAUAUUUAAACUUGUGUGUCUGAUUUUACAAAUUAUAAAAUUUAUUUAUUAAGAUAGACUUAAGGUGCAUUGAUUUACCUAAAAACAAUUCAGAUUUAUUUUUCUUUAUGGCAAAGUAGUACUCCACUUUAAAUAUCACAUUUUAUGUAUUCAUCUCUUGAUGAGCAUAUGGGUUUUAUGAAGAUUUU
Chinchilla lanigera (long-tailed chinchilla) is the source of this 3933-nucleotide messenger RNA. RefSeq names its product zinc finger protein 709-like. The coding region runs from base 31 to 2595 and encodes 854 amino acids. Gene Ontology annotation, molecular function: DNA-binding transcription factor activity, RNA polymerase II-specific; RNA polymerase II cis-regulatory region sequence-specific DNA binding. The transcript is spliced from 3 exons. The record is from RefSeq and is a predicted model, not a curated record. NCBI's taxonomy places the organism in Eukaryota, Metazoa, Chordata, Mammalia, Rodentia, Chinchillidae. Gene Ontology annotation, biological process: regulation of DNA-templated transcription.